ACUUGUGCAGUAGGAAGCUCAGCUGUGACAUCCACGCUGGAGAUAUCACACAAUUCUGGAUUAUUAUUUUUUUAUUGAUAUUUCCCCCGUAUUCGCAGACAUGGAUUUUGUCAACCACAACUACUUGAGCGCGCGGCGGUCUUACGACUACACCUUUAACUUCUGGAACGACUACCUGGGCUUGACCACCCUGGUCACCAAGAACCACGCACUCAGCAUGCCCCAGAGGAGCCCCAACUCCAUCACGGAGUCCCUGAAGGCCACGCUGGGUCUGGACGACACUCCGGAGUGCGCCUGCGCCAUCGCUGGAGCCAUGGGCGACAGCCUCCCGCUCGACUGCUGCUGCCCGCCCGGAACCCCACCGCCGGGCUCCAUCCUGGAGCUGAAGGAGCGCUUCUCCAUACUGAGCCCCUUCCAGAAGCAGCUGCCGGGGGGUCGAGAGGCGCACGGGUGUCUGGCGGGAAGCUUAGCCGGAUUCGAGCUGCUCGGAGCGGAGCGCAGGACGCGCAAACCCUCCGCCAAGGCCAAGCAGGAGCCCAAAAUCUGCGUGUUCUGCCGGAACAACGGCGCCCCGGAGGAGGUGUACGGCUCCCACGUCCUCAAGACCCCCGACGGGAGGGUGGUGUGCCCCAUUCUGAGGGCGUACACCUGCCCCCUUUGCAGCGCCAACGGGGACAACGCGCACACCAUCAAGUACUGCCCCCUGUCCAAGGACCAGCCCCCCCACAGGCCUCUCAAGGGGGGUAAGAGGAUGCGAAUCUUCUAGAAGCAGACUUUCAAUUGCAUCAAUUGCACUGAACGAUUUUCCCAUCAUUGUGUCAGAUUAGAUGUCAUAUAUUUUUAUACUUCAUUUAUACUUUUGACUUUCCCACAUGGGUGUAGAAAAACACCGUAUAGAAUGUCAGCUUUCUAUUUUUAUAUCUUUUUUCUUCUUAAAAACCAAAGUUUUGUUCACCAUUUCAAAAAAAAAGGUGAGGAAAGUAUCCGGUAGCAUAAAAAGAAACAUGGCGGCCGUCAUGUCAACAUUUCAUCUGAGAAACAAAGUUGACUUUUUUUUUUUUUUUUUAUUAGCGACACUCUGACUGGAUCCUUUCUUUGUCAUAACUUUGCUUUUUCUUUACAUUUCCACUCCCGAGACAAGCAAAUGAAUGUCAAAACACACACGGUUCUAUUCCUAUAAUCCCAAAUAAUCCAUGAGAAUGUAUCCCACUGACACGGAAGUUUAGUCGACCAAAGCAUCCGUCGUGUCAUUCAGUAUAGUCCAACCUUUCAGAAAAGUGACCUCAACCCCCCCCCCCCCCUCUCUUUUUGUACUUCUAUGUAAAAAAAAAACAACACAAAAACUUUAUUGAUAUAGUGCCAUUUAUAAUGAGGGUUUUUUGAUAGUAUUUGUAUCGCAUACUUGUACUUGUGUUACCAUUUAACAUCAUUGUAUGUAAAUAUACUCGAUAUACUUUUUAACUCCUUGCAAGAGAGCAAAUCUACUGAAUAAAUUGACUUUUGAGUAAAUGAAGAUGAGAUAAUGAAACUUUUGUUAUUUAUAUUUGCUGCUGUGCAGAAUAACAUGAAGAGAA
Messenger RNA from Doryrhamphus excisus (bluestripe pipefish), 1574 nucleotides. It is a transcript of the gene nanos1, whose product is annotated as nanos homolog 1. The record is from RefSeq and is a predicted model, not a curated record. Lineage: Eukaryota; Metazoa; Chordata; Actinopteri; Syngnathiformes; Syngnathidae. Gene Ontology annotation, molecular function: RNA binding; zinc ion binding.